Messenger RNA from Zootoca vivipara (common lizard), 1702 nucleotides. The record is from RefSeq and is a predicted model, not a curated record. Lineage: Eukaryota; Metazoa; Chordata; Lepidosauria; Squamata; Lacertidae.
AUGGGGCAGGACCUACCACAAUCCACAUGUGUUGAGAGUUGCCGUCCUGGACACAGUAGGAUUUUGCGUCAGGGGAAACAGAUUUGUUGCCACGAUUGCUCUCAGUGCUCUGAAGGAACAGUUUCAAAACUAAUGGAUGCAGACCAUUGCAACAAGUGCCCUGAGGACCAGCACCCAAACAAGAACCAGGACCACUGCAUCCCUAAGCAUAUCAUCUAUUUAUCAUAUGGAGAGACCUUGGGAAUUAUUAUGGCUUCAUUUGCUCUGUUCCUUUCUCUGAUCACACUAGUGGUAAUGUGGGUCUUCAUUCGAAACCAGGAGACUCCCAUCGUCAAGGCCAACAACUGGAACAUCACCCGCACCCUCCUCAUUUCCCUAUUGCUUUGCUUUCUCUGCUCCUUCCUAUUCAUUGGAAAGCCUGGGAAGGUGACCUGCCUUCUCCGUCAAACCAUAUUUGGGAUUGUCUUCUCCCUGGCUGUUUCUUGCGUGUUGGCAAAGACUAUCACUGUGGUUCUGGCCUUCAUGGCCACCAAGCCAGGAAACAGGAUGAGGAAAUGGGUGGGGAAGAGGCUGGCAGUGUCAGUCGUCAUCCUCUGCACUCUUAUUCAAACUGGCAUCUGUGCACUGUGGUUGGCAACCUCUCCUCCCUUCCCAGAGUUUGACAUGCAUUCACAGACUGCCCAAAUCAUUGUGCAGUGCAAUGAAGGAUCAGGCCCCAUGUUUUAUACUGUCCUGGGCUACAUGGGUCUUCUGGCCACCAUCAGCUUCACUGUGGCUUUCUUGGCCCGGAAGCUGCCUGAUACUUUCAAUGAAGCCAAGCUCAUCACCUUCAGCAUGUUAGUGUUCUGCAGUGUUUGGAUAUCCUUUGUCCCCACCUACUUGAGCACCAAGGGGAAAUACAUGGUGGCUGUGGAGAUCUUCUCCAUUUUAGCCUCUAGUGUAGGUUUGCUGGGCUGCAUCUUCUUCCCCAAAUUGUACAUUAUUGUUCUGAGGCCUGAACUGAACAGUAGAGAUCAGCUUGUAAGGAAAAAGAAUCACAUCUGAAUUUCAAAAAGGUACAAGAUAAGGAUGUCCCUUAUCUCCACUACUAUUCAAUCUGCUAUUGGAAGUACUUGCAAGAAAGAAAAGGGAGGAAGAUAAAACAAUGGGCAUACGGAUAGGACAGAGAACAUAUAAACUUAAAGCCUUUGGGCAGGAAUGGAAUGCUGGGACUGGAUAGGAGUUUGUGUGUAUUAGAACCAGUCAGAUAUUUCUCCAUGAAAAACAGUGGGAGGUUGUAUGUACAGUAUGUAUGUAUUAUUGAUUUAUAACUAAAGAUUUACAUAGGCUCACAAAGUGAAGAGUAACACUUCUUGAUAUUUGGGAAUAUGCUAUGCUUCUGUAAUAGUUUAUCAGGAAUUUAAAAAGAGCAGCCAAUGGAAAAUGAAGUAAAGGAAAAUAGAAAAAUUAAGGUUAAAAUGCUAAAACAUGUUUAGUUUUUUGAAAUGUGUGUAAUAUUGAGCAUCAAAUAAGGCUGGGAAGUGAAACAUCAAGGUAGCAGGGGCAGGAAGUCAACUUUUAAAUUUGUAUUAAAUUUGAAUUAAUUUCUUGUUAAUUUUUUUUAAAAAAAUGAAAAACAAUUAUUAGUUGGCAAAAAAAAAAGGUUUGCACUGUGAUGUUAUCUGGGUUGUGAGUGGGUUGUGUAUGUGGUCAUUCAGUGACA